Fragaria vesca subsp. vesca is the source of this 2106-nucleotide messenger RNA. RefSeq names its product F-box protein At-B-like. The record is from RefSeq and is a predicted model, not a curated record. Gene Ontology annotation, biological process: SCF-dependent proteasomal ubiquitin-dependent protein catabolic process. The transcript has 4 exons. Gene Ontology annotation, cellular component: SCF ubiquitin ligase complex. The coding region runs from base 23 to 1909 and encodes 628 amino acids. Lineage: Eukaryota; Viridiplantae; Streptophyta; Magnoliopsida; Rosales; Rosaceae.
AAAACCAGAGCAGAGAGAAAAAAUGGAACCGCAGAAGAAGAAGCAGCACCAAAAACAAGAACCGGCAAUGGUGACCGGUCUGGAGACCUUACCCACCUGCGUGUUGGUUACCGCCAUCCUCCCCAAGCUGGAAAUCGAAACCCUCUGCUCUCUCGCUUGCGUCAGCACAGCAAUGAACUCCUCAGUCUCCCAGGCCCUUCCCUCACUCUCCUCCCUCAAUCUCGCCGCGUUUUCUGGCAAUGCCCAGAUUCUGAGUGGCGUUGUUGGUCGCUGCAGAGGGGUUAGUAGCCUCACGCUCAACUGCCUGCGUCUGAACGACUCGUCGUUGCCGGGUUUUCUGGGCAAGAAUCUCCAAGAACUGAACUUGCUGUGCUGCUCCUUGAUGUCGUAUCGAGUUUUUGCUUCAAUUGGAGAGGCUUGCCCCAAUCUCAGGGCGCUUGUGCUGGAAUUGGUAGACCUGGAAUCACCUGAAGCUUUUAAGACCAACCUGGACAAAAUGCUUGACGGGUGUUUGUGCUUGGAGUCUUUAUCUAUAAAGCUUCGGUGGAGAGGUGCAGGUGCUCAUUUUGAUCAGCCGUUUCUGUUCUUCCUGCCUAAAACUCUCAAAAGCAUCAAGUUGCAGCCUGUGCAUGAGGAAGGCAUAAUCCGUUUCACUAGUUUGAAUGAUGCAUUCAGGAACUAUUUGCCGAGAGCUAUUGACAGCACCCCUGUUGGUAGAUCCGCGUUUGGAUUUGCAUUGCAGCGCUUGUCACUUGUCUUAGAUGUUAUAACAGAUCAGCUAAUUGUUGUCAUUGGCAUUUGUGACAAUUUGGUGGAGAUAGAUCUUGAAGACAGACCAGAUCAUGUACCGUUGCCAAACCAUGACUUAACCAGUGUGGGGCUUAUGAGUCUGGCCUCUAAUUUUCGUUUGAAGACAUUGUCUCUUGUAAGAGGUAGACAGCACUGCCAAGCCUCGUUUAAGGGAGUGGAUGAUAUGGCCAUGUUUGUUUUUUCUAAGUAUUGCACCACUCUAGAAUCAGUAAGACUUUAUGGGUUCUCCAGAGUCAGUGACGCUGGCUAUGCAUCAGUCCUACAAUCCUGUCCGAAACUGAAGAAAUUUGAAGUGCGUAAUGCCGAACUUUUGACAGACUUGACCUUUGUUGACCUUAGUCGGUUCUCAUGUUCUCUUGUUGAGGUGAAAUUGAUAGCAUGCUGUCUUAUAACUAGUGAAACCGUGAAUCAGCUCACCAGUUCUGGGGUGCUGGAGGUGCUUGACCUGUGUGGCUGUCGGAGCAUAGCAGACUCCUGCCUCGUCUCCAUUGCAUCGCUUCAUAGCUUAACCAUGCUGAAUCUUUCAGGAGCUGAUAUAUCUGAUUACGGCUUAUCUGUUCUUGGGAAAGGGACUCCACCCAUCACACAUUUGUGUCUGAGAAACUGCAAGGGUGUGACUGAUGAAGGAGUUAUACUAUUGUUUCUUGGAGGAGGCACAAUAGGCAAAACACUAUCAUCCUUGGAUUUAGGACACAUACCAGGAAUAUCUGAUAAAGCAGUAUACACAAUUGCUGUGGCUGGUACGGAGAUCACAGAGUUGUGUCUUAGGUAUUGCUCCUCUGUGACCGAUUCAUCCCUAGAAGCUUUGGCUACAAGGAAGCAGUGUCAAGAUGAUUGUAAACUAUUUCGGAGGCUUGAUCUUUUCAAUUGCAAGGGUUUGUCUGCUGACUCAUUUAGGUUGCUGAAGAGGCCUUUCUUCCAUGGACUGCACUGGCUUGGUGUCGGGAAUACUCGUCUGAAUAGUAAAGGAUGUCCAGCUCUCAGUGAAAUUGGUGAUGAAAAACCAUGGCUGACAAUAUGUUUAGAUGGCUGUGAAAUGGGUUGUCAUGAUGGAUGGCAAUUCCAUGAUGGUAAGUGCGGUUACUUGAGCAGUUGGUAAGCACAGCUAGAUAUGUAAUCAGUAAUGUGCCAUUGUAUUCCUAUAAAAACAAGAGAAUAGUGAGCAAUAGAACCAUUGAUGAGAUAAAGAUAGCAGCUUAGUCUGCAGUAUCUGUAAUGGUAAGCUUUGGUGUGAACAACCAACCAUUUUAGUAGGAAAGAUGUACAAACCCUUAAGGUGUUGACCAUUUCGCGAUC